GUGCACUGCAGCAGGAGGGGCUACGAUGCGUGGGUGCAGCCGACGGGCUCAUGUCGGUUGCGGCCCGCGUGCCAGCUGGUGUCUGCUCGCGGUUCCAGACAGUCUGCCACGGUCUGAGCCAGUGCCCUCUGCGGCAUCGCCAGCGCGUAGCGGGCAGGCCGUGCUGGUUCGCGGCGUGCGUGCCGGUGUCUUGCCUUGGAGACGACGCUGGGCUUCAAUCGCUGGCUUGGCGCUUGCUCCUGCUCAGGCACGCCGUCUCCCUCUCUGGCCGCUGGCACGCUCCGCGGGUGGGCGCUGGGGAGUGGCACAUUUUGCGCCUCUUCCACCCAGGGCAGACCCUGUGGGAGCCAGAAGCGCUGCUGGACAACAGGUGUUUGGACGGUGCUGGCGAAGAUGGAGCGUUCGACGUCGUGACCGUGACCGACCUUCCCGCUCGGGCGCACGCGCUGCUGGGCUCGGCGCCGUGGCACCGUCCUGUACGGAUGCUACGCCCGCCAGACGAGUCUUGGCGUUUCCGUUUUUUCGAUGCGGAGCGCCAUAUUCUUUCCUACGUGGCGCACCUUCGGCGCCGUGGAAUGGGCGACCGCUUAGUCCUGUACCUCGACGCCUUUGAUACGGCCUGGCUCGGUUGCGACACGAAUCUUACACAAGCGUUUGAGGCAAUGGGUAAACCUAUUUUUUUCGCCGCCGAGUUUGACCUCUACCCUGCGGGUCUCGCAGGAUACCCCAAGCCCGUGGCCGACCACGAGGAGAUUGCAAAGGCGCAGAAGCUGCCGCGAUGUCGGCCCCCGUCAACGUUCCCUGUGCGGUGGGAGGCGUCCCCCGUGGACCAGCACGAGCCCUGCCUGGCCAAGUCGGAUGACGGCGGCAUACGCGGCAGUCAGCAGGAGCGCGGAUUCACGGAUGACGGAGCACUGGCCGUCUAUGUGAACGGCGGUGUCUACGGGGGCCGCGCCGCGGCGCUGGAGGUCGCCAUCCGGCGACUGCUCUCCGUUCAGCGGCUGCUGCCGCUGCAGCGCCAGCAACCGCUGCACGGACAGCGGGUCACCCUGGACUAUGGCGGCAGCGUCGCGGUGAACCUGGCGCAGCGGUCCGUGGCGCCGCGUAGCUUUGCGCUUCACCAGCGCACGGGCCAGGUGCACUCCGUGCUCUUCCAGCGGCCAAUUUGCAUCGCCCACGCCAACGGGGGCGGGUUCUCAGAUAACACGUUCCAGCUGCUGCGCACGGCGGCGAUGCUCAAGUUCGACACAGUGGCGUCGGUCGGCUCGGAGCAGGUCCUCGCCAGCGAGGCGCUGCGGGUGGACCUCGGGGGCAGCGACAGGAUUGCUGUGGACGGCUCCCUUUGCUUUGGGCGCCACGGUCCUCUGAUGAGUUGGCGCGGCAUGCUGACGAUGCUGAACCUCGCCGUCCCCACCCAGAUUGCGACGUUCCAGGGGCUGGAGUUCUUCGUGCUGCGCGAGGUGAAGCGCGCGGCGGGGUCGGAGGGGGCGCCCAGCUUCAGAGUGAUCGGCCGGCAGUGGUCGCCCAUAUUCAUACGUGGCCCAUCCCGCCGGCCAAACUCCACUGCCCAGACGCACGAGGACAGGAACCGCUUCGACAUCCUGCCCUUCCAGCUCCGCGUGCGGCAGGGCGACUGCCUGGGCUGGCGCUGCCAGUUCCGCUGCGACCUCACCUACUCGGAUCGACUGGAGGCCAGGAGGUACGCCUUGACGGCCGAGGCCGACGUGCUCGGCGCCGGCUUCUACGCCAGGGAAGACGGCGGCUGA
Molecule: messenger RNA, 1766 nt
Organism: Prorocentrum cordatum
Lineage: Eukaryota; Dinophyceae; Prorocentrales; Prorocentraceae
Source: the annotation of a GenBank genome assembly